Cottoperca gobio is the source of this 3768-nucleotide messenger RNA. Its product is annotated as recombining binding protein suppressor of hairless-like. The record is from RefSeq and is a predicted model, not a curated record. Gene Ontology annotation, biological process: regulation of transcription by RNA polymerase II. Bases 1 to 1482 code for a protein of 493 amino acids. Gene Ontology annotation, molecular function: RNA polymerase II cis-regulatory region sequence-specific DNA binding; DNA-binding transcription activator activity, RNA polymerase II-specific. NCBI's taxonomy places the organism in Eukaryota, Metazoa, Chordata, Actinopteri, Perciformes, Bovichtidae. The transcript has 11 exons. Gene Ontology annotation, cellular component: nucleus.
AUGGCGCCCGUUGUUACGGGGAAGUUUGGUGAGCGACCUCAGCGUUUGACAAGGGAGGCUAUGAGGAAUUACUUGAAGGACAAAGAUGAUCAAACAGUGCUCAUACUACAUGCAAAAGUUGCACAGAAGUCAUAUGGCAAUGAGAAAAGGUUUUUCUGCCCUCCACCAUGCGUGUACCUGAUGGGCAGUGGCUGGAAGAAGAAGUUAGAGAAUAUGGAGAAGGAGGGUUGCACAGAGCAGGAGGCCCAACCAUGUGCUUUCAUUGGAAUAGGCAACAGUGAGCAGGAGAUGCAGCAACUCAAUCUGGAGGGGAAGCAUUUCUGCACAGCUAAGACGCUGUAUAUCAGUGACUCGGACAAAAGGAAACACUUCAUGCUGUCGGUAAAGAUGUUGUACGGGAACAGCGCCAACAUAGGAGUCUUCCUCAGCAAGAGGAUCAAGGUCAUCUCCAAGCCCUCGAAGAAGAAACAGUCCUUGAAGAAUGCAGAUUUGUGUAUAGCUUCUGGGACUAAGGUGGCGUUGUUUAACCGUCUGCGUUCCCAGACGGUCAGUACCAGGUAUCUUCAUGUGGAAGGGGGAAACUUUCUUGCCAGCUCACAACAGUGGGGAGCCUUCUUCAUCCACCUCUUGGACGAUGAGGAGUCUGAAGGAGAGGAGUUUGCUGUGAGAGAUGGUUAUAUUCACUAUGGCCAGACGGUCAAAUUGGUCUGUUCUGUCACUGGCAUGGCCCUGCCCAGACUGGUCAUUCGCAAAGUGGACAAGCAGACUGCCUUGAUGGACGCAGAUGACCCAGUGUCCCAGCUUCACAAGUGUGCCUUCUACCUGAAAGAUACAGACAGAAUGUAUCUCUGUCUCUCACAGGAGAGGAUCAUCCAGUUUCAGGCUACACAGUGCUCCAAAGAAACUAACAAAGAGAAUGUUAACGACGGGGCUUCCUGGACUAUCAUUAGCACUGACAAGGCCGAGUACACCUUUUAUGAGGGAAUGGGCCCCGUCCCCACACCGGUCACACCUGUCCCUGUGGUGGAAACUCUGCAGUUAAACGGUGGAGGAGAUGUGGCGAUGUUGGAGCUGACAGGACAGAACUUCACCCCUGAACUCAGAGUGUGGUUCGGAGAUGUGGAGGCCGACACCAUGUACAGAUGUGGAGAGAGCGUCCUGUGUGUGGUGCCGGACAUUUCCGCCUUCAGGGAGGGCUGGCGCUGGGUGAGACAGCCGGUACAGGUCCCUGUCACGCUGGUCCGCAACGAUGGAGUCAUCUACGCCACGGCCCUCACCUUCACCUACACCCCUGAACCGGGGCCCCGACCCCACUGCAGUGCUGCUGGGGCCAUUCUGCGGACACAUAGCAUCUCUUCGUCUUCACCGGCGUCUUCAUCUUCACCAUCAUCCUUGGGCGGGCUCGGGGACGGCCACGUGGCUUACAACAGUAGUGACUCAGGCAUGUCGUCAGGGGCGUCGACCAUGUCUAUACUGUCAUAGUAAUACUUCUUCUGUUGCGUGCUUUGAAUGACUUGAGUGAGAAAAUGUGUGCAUGUGCUUAUGAGCCAAAGAGGCUCAUGGACCUGUUGAGAGGUGCACACAGACUCGGAAACUCUUCAUCGGAGAGAGCAACUGUGAUCAUCGGGACUGCUAAAGAGAGUUCGGGGGGGAGAGGGGGACUUAAAGGUUAAAGAGAAUACUUGGGGAUAACCGAAUGCUCUCUUUGGCUCCCUCUCCUGGUUUGUUGUGGGCAUGUCAAAAAGCCACACUUAAAAGGACCUUGAUAUUCAAGAUCUUCCCCUAAAAGAAGACGUGCCAUCUAACUUCUCACAACAACCGGAUUUGUACAAGAACCCUUUUGUUUUUUUAUAUGCCUGUGGGUUUGGAAGCUAUUUUAACUAAGCUCUCUUUCUACUGAGAUCAUGUUUUUACUGAAAGGCUUGUUGAUUCAUCUGCUGUGUGCAAGGGAAACAUUUGUUGUAAGAGUAACAUAGUUUUUACGGACCAAGGAAUAUUAUUAUAUUAUUUUAUUCAUAUUAUAUUUUAUAAGCUUUUGCUGAGGUACAUUUUGACUUUUCUUUUUGUAUGAUACUGCAUAGUAAGUUCACUUUUGUUACCAAAUAGAUUUGUGUCGUGUCGUUGACUCCUUUUUUGAGUUUUGUCUCAAUCUUCUAGGUCACUGGGCUCAAACGAUCAGUCCCAAUACUUUCCCCAACUUUUGAUCACAAAGAGGACAAUUCUGACGAGUGUAAAAAUGUGUUAUGCGCUGUCGGUGUAUUCUGGGAGACCAAGGCCUGUGCUUUCCAAUCGCUGUAAUGUUUUUGUACCAGAGUGCUUGAACUCAAAUCUAAAGAUAAUCAGUGCCUCUUUCACCAUAGCUAUGUUCACAGCGGUGAAGCCUUUAAACAAUUUAAAGUACCAAGUUUAUGUAAAUGACAACUAAGUCAAAGAACAAAGAGGGAAGGUCAAAAUUAAUAUCUGUUUCGUCAUGUUGCACAGCCAUUUUGGAGGGGCCUUAAGUUUCCUUUUGAGUUUGCACUUAUGUGUCGGAAGAAGAGCUUUAACAUCCGAGGCUUUUGUAGCUCGUAUCGCUGUCCUCGCACAGAGCACCGAAACUCAGAAAUGUCCCGUCGGGAUUGAGCCUUGUUGAAUCUGGUUUUGUCAAAUAUGGGAUCUGACUGCAAAUGCACUAGAAAAGUCCUUUCUAAUACAAUCAGCUGUGGUUGUGCUUUAGGUCUAAUACGAUGAGGUGAUGACUUGUACAGAUUCAAACUCCUAGUUUGUUCUGCAGGUUGAAUAUAAAACAUUAACUUUGAACUGACUUACUAAACUAGUCAGGAGUGAUGACAUGAUGUUGCCUUAAAAACAACAGCAGCAACACUACCCACACACAGCAUUUGUCUUGCAUAAAACUUCUCACAAAUAAUCCUGAUCAGGCUUUUUGUAUCAUACUGUAUAUCAUGUUUCAAGUAAAUGUGGUAGGUUGGCCAGUUUACUGUCAUGACAAUGAUGUGAAUCACGUAAUUCUUUUGCAUAUGUGUUUUCAGCGUGCCUAAAGAAGUAUGUUUAUGGUUGUAAAGCUUAGUAAUUACAUCAUAACAAUCCAGAGACACCUCUUUGUGGCACCUUUCAGUCCCAUCUGAACAACGGUCUCCGUCGUUUUCUUUCCUUUCUCGCGCUCUCAGUAUACACUAGUCAGAUCGAUGCAUCACCUCUUGUUUUGAUUCAGUGUUUUUAUGUCAAUGUGGUCACAGCCGUUUGCUAAAGAAUGUAAUUAGUAGUCUCCCAACAACAUUGUAGUUGUCUGGUCGUGCAGGUGUGUAGCGAUAUGGCUUUCGUGGUCACACCCGACGAUAAAAUCCUUGCUCAUUCCAAAUGAUUGAAUUGUUCACACAUUCAAUCCCUAAUCUGCCCUGUUAGUUUAUUCUGUAUGUCUGCUAUCUCAACUGUGCCUUACUUUGAUGUUUUAGUCAGUCAAGUCACCAUGUACGAUCGAUGUGAUGUAAGUCAUUACUGUCAUAAGGUCAACUGUGAACUAGCACGCUAAAAUCAACCAGGAACGUGUCAUCAUACUGGCAGCUUUAUGAGCAUUUCCAUGACUAUUGUGUUCAUGGAAUAAGUGUCUUUACUCUCAUAUCCUUGCUUUUGUUUUUCACUGCUCUUUCCCUAUAUGAUGACAUCCCUCCAUCGUUUCAGUCUGGUGUAUAAGUCUUUCAUAAAUAAAUCAAUCUGCCGAGGUUCCUCAGUGAAAGGUCAUGAAUAAAAACAAGCUGAAGCUAAAUAUCA